ACGUCCACACCCUUCCAGGUCGCUCCAACCCCCCGCUCAUUGACCUUUUGUGUUUGUACUAACCAAAAUUUCCUCUUUUGCUCUCUUGUUACUCUCCCGUUAGGUCUUUAAGAUUCUCUUUCAAUCUUUCAUCCAAAACCCAUCUUCUCUUCUCCGAUUAUCCACAUAUGGAGCAGGCUGUUCUCGAUGAUAUAAUUCAGAGGCUGCUUCAAGUUAGAGGCAAACCUGGUAAACAGGUGCAACUCACUGAGCCAGAAAUCAAGCAACUUUGUGUUGCUUCUAAAGAGAUUUUCUUGCAACAGCCUAAUUUGCUGGAAAUCGAAGCGCCCAUAAAGAUUUGUGGUGAUGUCCAUGGUCAAUAUUCAGAUCUUCUACGUCUUUUUGAGUAUGGCGGAUUACCUCCUGAAGCCAAUUACUUGUUCCUUGGUGAUUACGUUGACCGAGGCAAACAAAGCCUAGAGACAAUAUGUCUUCUCCUCGCGUACAAAAUAAAAUACCCAAAUAAUUUCUUCCUCUUACGUGGUAACCAUGAAUGUGCUUCAAUAAACCGUAUAUACGGAUUCUAUGAUGAAUGCAAAAGAAGAUUCAAUGUGAAAUUAUGGAAGACCUUUUCAGAUUGCUUCAAUUGCUUGCCUGUGGCUGCUCUCAUUGAUGAAAAGAUUUUGUGUAUGCAUGGUGGCCUUUCACCUGACUUAAAUAAUCUGGAUCAAAUAAGAAACUUAAGAAGGCCUACUGAUAUACCCGAUAGUGGUUUGUUAUGUGAUCUUUUGUGGUCGGAUCCUUGUGUUGAUGUUAAGGGUUGGGGUAUGAAUGAUCGUGGAGUUUCGUAUACUUUUGGUGCUGAUAUUGUCACUGAGUUUUUAGAGAAACAUGAUCUUGAUCUUGUUUGUCGUGCUCACCAGGUGGUGGAAGAUGGGUACGAGUUUUUUGCUAACAGACAACUUGUAACUGUGUUUUCUGCACCAAAUUAUUGUGGGGAAUUUGACAAUGCAGGGGCUAUGAUGAGUGUCGAUGAGACUUUAAUGUGCUCUUUCCAAAUCCUAAAACCUGCAGAAAAGAAGAACAAGUUCAAUUCUUCUGGUAUUACCCUUUUUGGGAGCACCACCACAGCUAAACCCGGAAACACCCCACCAGGAGUCAAGUUUAUGGGUUCAAGAGUAUGAGAUUUGUGGCAAAGUUUGAGGCAUGAACAAUGUAAUGCUGAAGAAAUAUAGAUUUCUAGUCUCGGUGAUGGUUGUACUUUAGUGAUACAAAAGUAUAUUGUUGUGAUUUGUGAUCCCAUUGCGUAAAAAUAAUGGGAAGACCAAUGUUUUUGACAUUUGAUAGUUAUGGGAACAAAUUAUAAGAAAACAAGCUUCUACCCUA
Molecule: messenger RNA, 1365 nt
Organism: Lactuca sativa (garden lettuce)
Lineage: Eukaryota; Viridiplantae; Streptophyta; Magnoliopsida; Asterales; Asteraceae
Product: serine/threonine-protein phosphatase PP1 isozyme 3
Cellular component (GO): cytoplasm; nucleus
Molecular function (GO): protein serine/threonine phosphatase activity
Source: RefSeq, a predicted model, not a curated record